AUGAAAAAUGGAAAUUAUACAGUUGUGACUGAGUUUGUUCUCCAGAGAUUUGCACAGAACUGGGACCUACAGCUGUUCCUUUGUGCUCUCCUCCUGCUUUUCUAUGUCAUCAUCCUACCUGGGAACAUCCUCAUCAUUGUGACAAUAAGGAAUGACCCCCGUCUGGGUUCCCCCAUGUUUUUCCUAUUGGCCAACCUGGCCUUCAUGGACAUCUGCUAUAGCUUUGUCACCCCUCCAAAGAUGAUCACCAACCUCUUCUCCGGCAGGAGAACCAUCUCCUACCCAGGCUGCAUGGCUCAGAUAUUUUUCAUACAUUUUUUUGGUGGUGCUGAGAUCUGCCUCCUUAUUUCCAUGGCUAUUGACCGGUACGUGGCUAUCUGCCACCCAUUGCACUAUGCCACUGUGAUGACCAAGGCAGUGUGUUGGGUGUUGGUGCUAUGUGCAUGGGCCGGAGCUUUCAUGCAUUCCAUGAUCCAGGCCAUCCUCAUUAUUCCACUCCAGUUCUGUGGCCCCAAUGAGGUGGACAACUUCUUUUGUGAUAUCACCCAGGUCAUCAAGCUGGCUUCCACCAACACUUACACACUACAGUUUGUCAUGUUUGUCAAUAGCUGUUUGGUGGUCACUACAUGUUUUAUCCUUCUCCUCAUCUCCUAUGGAGUACUGCUGGUUAAGGUGAGGACAGGCUCCAGCCAUGGCAAGAACAAAGCCUCUUCUACAUGCAUCACCCAUAUCAUCAUUCUCGUCGUCAUGUUUGGUCCAGCUAUCUACAUUUAUUGUCAUCCCUUCCAGGACUGCCCCUUUGACAAGUUGGUGGCCUUUUUCCACACGGUGGUCUUCCCCUUGAUGAAUCCCAUGAUCUAUACAUUGAGAAACAAGGAGAUCAAAGUUGCUAUGUGGAGACUGCUCAUGAAACAAAACAUUUGUGGAAACAAGUGA
Molecule: messenger RNA, 936 nt
Organism: Elgaria multicarinata webbii
Lineage: Eukaryota; Metazoa; Chordata; Lepidosauria; Squamata; Anguidae
Product: olfactory receptor 4N5-like
Exons: 1
Coding region: 1-936 (311 amino acids)
Biological process (GO): G protein-coupled receptor signaling pathway
Cellular component (GO): plasma membrane
Molecular function (GO): G protein-coupled receptor activity; olfactory receptor activity
Source: RefSeq, a predicted model, not a curated record